Zychaea mexicana is the source of this 2830-nucleotide messenger RNA. RefSeq lists its product as uncharacterized. The record is from RefSeq and is a predicted model, not a curated record. Lineage: Eukaryota; Fungi; Mucoromycota; Mucoromycetes; Mucorales; Lichtheimiaceae. The transcript has 2 exons. Bases 1 to 2592 code for a protein of 863 amino acids.
AUGUACGAAUCGCGUGAAACCGAGGAUAGCGAUCUUAGAGACGAAGGAGAUGACUUCGAUGAUACUUUGGUUAUUGAUCAAGAGGACUUCUCCUACCUUGAAGUUGAUGACAGUCACGAGGCUGAUGAAGGGGAAGUUAGCGACUUCAACCAGCACCACUUGGGUAUGGUCAUGUCAAACCCAGUCAAGGUCAAACUCCUCAAGCAUUUUCUUCCUGACUUUACGGCGAACAAACGCUAUACCUUGAAUCAAGGUCGAAAAUGGAAGGAUAACUAUCAUUUCCAGGCACCAAUGGUUCCAAAGGAGUUAUUCAACACUGAGGCGGAUUAUUGGGUUGGCGAUGUUGUUUAUUGCCGUUCUACUCGCCAAUAUCAAAUCAUCGACACGUUCUUUACUAUGGAGCAAAACGUUUUUGCUACAUGCUACCCUGUAACGCUAGACGACAACAACAGAUUGCUUCUUCUUACGUAUUACAAAGUGAACAUACCUUUGUCCAACAUGACAAUGCCGUAUAUGUCGAUUCAAGAACUGGAGGGAAGAUACGAUAUCUGCUCGUUGCAACUGACCGUCUCUGGCCAAAUUGAAUGGUUACCGAGAAAUUGCCUCUCUGAUAUCCAUUUGAGCAUGAUACAAAAAGCUCUCGGAUACCGUAAUCGCGUUCCGACCAAUCUUCAAAGCGGAAGACAUUUGAAGGUUCGGGUCGUCCUACUUUCCUUGUUUUCCGAUGAUACCAGUGGCAAUCGAUCCAAGAAGUGGAAUUGCUACGGUACUUGGAUGAUGAACGUCGCUGCAUUUGAUUUAACGGACAGUAAUAAGUACGAGAACCACUACUUUUUAUGUACCAGCAAUCACUCUAUAAAUGCGAGGGAGAUGACCGGGCCACUUGGUGAAGAUCUUUGCCAGCUAGAACGAGGCCAAGUUAUGUACGACGCCAUUCUUGGUGAAGACAUCUUUGUAAUUGCACCUGUACUUUUCUUCCGUGGUGACAAUGUGCGACAAGCCAAGCUGGCGUUGAACAAAGGGUCGAUGGCAAAGCACCCUUGUCGAUACUGUUAUUGGCAAGCGGAUCCCUUCAAGCCCAUCGAUGCUACUGGUCAGCCUGUCGCAUUGCGAUACAGUGCUGGAUCUCACUUGGUACAGGAACGAACUUGGAUCGACUUCCGCGACUUUGUGAGAGGAGCUGAAGAGCGAAAUGGUAGAGUACAUCUAUUAAACAGUGGCCGAGUCGUUCGACUUAACGGAGGCACAAACAGCAUGACGCCCUCCUCCACAGCGGACUGGAGUAACCUCAGCUUUAAGCUAACUGGAGCAGAGGUACUACUGAACUUGAAUGCCGUGGACCUCUCAAAAGAUUUGCCAGUCGAGAUUCUGCAUACCAUUUUGCUCGGGAUGACAAAAUACUGUCUCAAGAUUUCGAUGCAGUACUUCAUCCAAACUAAAGAAACGGAUAGUCUGACUCUACUUUUUCGCAACUACAACUCUCCUGCCUUGCACCGAAACUUGACCUCUUCGUUGAAAAUGUACCGAUCGUUUCUUGGUGGUGACUUCAAAAUUCUUGUCCAGCUUCUGCCCUCGCUGUUACAAAGAGCAAGAAACAACAGCCCUCAACUGUCAACGGACCACGAUUCGUUUUCUGCAAUGUUUGAAUGUUUCAAUAAGCUUGCCGCACUAUCGUCGCUUGUCUAUAUGCAAAAGAUCGACAAUUUCGAUCAGUACAAGUUGGAAUUAGAUACGACUGUAGCAGAAACAAUGACUGCAAUAGAUAAUCUCCAGCAUACAACAACGCCGAUCGCCGAAAGCAGAAGAACUCCAGCUACUCGAACAACCGCUAUACAGAGAAUGAACUUUUCUUCUCUGUGCAACAGAUUGAAAGCACAUCUUCUUAUUCAUCUGUCGCAAGAUGCGGAUCGAAUUGGUGGAGCCGUUCAUACUGAAGCAGAGAGGUGUGAACAACACCAUAAAUUUAUGCGUGAGCUUCUAUGCCACACCAAUAGGCAGAACGGUGGACGAGACGUGGCCAGAAAAUUUGCAGAAGAAUAUAUGCUAUGUCAUACAUGUGAAGGUGGUCGUUUCGUGGAUUGUUUUUCAGGAGUUUGGGAAACCUGCUGUCCAGGUGUUAUCGCUUCGUAUGAUCCUGUGUUGGUACAAAGUGGGCUCGUUCUGGCAGACAACACAAACAGCAGUAAGAAGCUUAAGGUUGGCCUAGCUGCCUUGUUCUAUAACCGCCAUACAUCUUCCAAGACAAGUGGAUUGACCCUAGGUGUCAUCACGGCGAAACAAGGCGACGAGCUCUAUGUUCAGGCUUACGAUUUUGUUCUGGCUGCUGGUGAAGCUGCGUCAAUGCAAAGUCGAAGCAUUUUUGAUUGCUGCGUUCAAGACAUCGCAAGCAAUUUUAUCGUCGUGCGGUUACCUCGCGAUGAUUUCGUCCUUAAUAGCACUGACGAAGAUCUUGUUGUCGAAGUUUUCGACAUGUCACAAAGUCUAAUAAUGAGAGCGCCACAGAGAGACUCGUUGAGCGUCAAUAAGUCGAAGUUUGGGACUCGCUGGUGGCUCAAAAACACGACAUACAACUUUGAAAAAAUCGUUUACUAAACCCAUUCCUUCAAUCUUUUCAUUACAUCACUUCUCUUCUUAAUACGUUACCUAUGUCUCAUUCCUAUACCCUUUGUUGAUUAUUCUUCUAUGCAUCUUAACCAACCUCUUUUAUAUUCUUUCUGUAUGAUUUCUCUAUGCGUUUUAUGACCACCUUUUAUAUUCUUUCUGUAUGAUUCUUAUGUCCGUUUUUUAUGCCCCUCCAAAUCCUAUUUUUUGUCUUUCGCUUCUUUUCUUA